GUCCACCACACUAUAGUCUAUCUCUAUACCCCUCUCCCACAUCGGAUAUUUUGGAAACAAAUAAUUAUUAAAAAUAAAAUUAUUGAAAAAUACUCGAUAAAUGAGAUUAUUAUAAUGGGUGAAUGAUAUGUUUUAAUUAUAUUACAGUUUCUUCAUUAAUUAAAUUAAUUAAAGAAAAAACAUUAAUUUCUCGAGUUUCCGAUUUUCUCAUUCCCUCUUCCUCGCUGCUGCUCUACAACAUCGCUUUUCAGCAUUUUUAGUGAAUCUUUGAAAGCUAUCACAUUUGCAGUCCAAAACAUGGUCUUCAUUUCUCUCCUUGUUCUCCUCCCACUCUCUUUGCUCCUCCUCCUUUAUGUCAUAGUUCGCCCUCGCCCAGUCACAGUUCCAAUCAAAAAUCGCCAUGUCUUCAUUACUGGCGGAUCAAGCGGCAUUGGUCUAGCCCUGGCUCACCGCUUCGCCUCAGAGGGUGCAAGGGUUUCCAUAUUAGCACGUGACCUUCGUAAACUUGAAGACGCGAAGGAAGCAAUCCAGCUUGCUUCUGGUGCCGAGGUCAGUAUCUUCAGUGCUGAUGUAAGGCAUUUCAAUAGUGUGAAGAAGGCAAUUGAAGAUGCUGGCCCUAUUGAUAUAUUGGUGUGUAAUCAAGGGGUUUUUGUUCCUCAAGAGAUGGAAAUUCAGCCGUUGGAUGAAAUUAAGUUCAUGAUUGAUGUCAAUGUGAUGGGAACUUUCCAUCUGAUUAAAGCUGCUUUGCCGAUGAUGAAGAAAGAUCGUAAAUCUCGUGGUCCUGCUUCUAUUGCCAUCAUGUCUUCUCAAGCUGGUCAGGUGGGAAUUUAUGGUUAUACAGCCUACUCAGCUAGUAAGUUUGCACUUCGCGGUGUGGCUGAAGCACUGCAGCAGGAAGUGAUUGCAGAUGAUAUCCAUGUCUCGCUGAUAUUUCCUCCAGAUACUGACACUCCUGGUUUAGAAGAAGAAAACAAGAGGCGACCCGAGAUGACAACUGUUAUAGCAGGUUCUUCUGGAAUGAUGAAAGCUGAUGAAGUUGCAAAGAAAAGUAUUGAUGGUAUAAAAAGAGGCUCUUUUAUCAUCCCUUGCAACCUUGAGGGGCUAUUACUGUCUAUAGUUACUGCCGGUCUGUCUCCACAGAGAUCGUAUCUGAUGGCUUUUGUAGAAGUGGUUUUUGUUGGUAUUGUACGUCUUGUAGCUCUGUUUUUCCAGUGGAACUGGUAUGGAAGCAUAGAAAAGUGGCACUCCAAGAAGAAAUAGUAAGUCAUGGUGGCUUGGUUUAGCCGGUUCUACUUCUAUUCGAUUACUUAGCCACCAUUUCGUGAAAUGCUAUUGAAUCCAAUCGCUUGCAAGAAAUUAUUAUUUGAAGCCAACAUUUUAUUUUCUGUUUUAUCUAGAUUUUUAUACUUGUCCAAAACGAUGAAUGAAUCGGGAUAGUAUGUCUCUACCGUCUUGUUCGAAUUGUUCGGUUGGUCCAUAUUCCAAUGUGGCGAUUUGAUUACCGUAACCACAUGUUGAUUUGAUUCUGUAUUCUGAUCCAACGCAUUCAUGAUUUAGGAACAUAAAGCUGCUAAAAGUCGCGAUUCCACUAGAGCUGAAUGCAAUCAAGUUCAAGAUGAUGUUGAUUUUGUAUUUUCUUAGUGUACAUUGUGUAUCAGAGAAUUUCGCUGUUGCUUCCAUAUCGGAUGGUUCAUUCAGGUUUUAUGAACUGCUAAA
This is a messenger RNA of Amaranthus tricolor (Joseph's coat), 1716 nucleotides long. Its product is annotated as 3-dehydrosphinganine reductase TSC10A-like. The record is from RefSeq and is a predicted model, not a curated record. Gene Ontology annotation, cellular component: endoplasmic reticulum membrane. Gene Ontology annotation, molecular function: 3-dehydrosphinganine reductase activity. NCBI's taxonomy places the organism in Eukaryota, Viridiplantae, Streptophyta, Magnoliopsida, Caryophyllales, Amaranthaceae. The transcript has 4 exons. Bases 298 to 1260 code for a protein of 320 amino acids. Gene Ontology annotation, biological process: sphingolipid biosynthetic process.